AAUUUAGUUUUUCAACUCGAGUGAAGUACCAUAGGUGCGCACUCGAUAACCUGAAACAGUUACAAAGCGAAUAUUUGAAAUAUUGAUACACAAUCUAUUAAGGUCGAGAUUUCUCAAUCGAGGAGUAUAUUUCUGGAGAAAUGUCGCGGGAAUCGUCUGUAGACCCGAUUAUUUCCAGAGUCCAGGGGUCUAGAAUUCCUGUACGCAACCAGCGAGUUUUAAUCAAAGACAGCAGUUUAUCCCCAAAAAUGGCUUGGACAGCCGCCGAUCCAGUGGGAAUGAAGAACAAUAACAAAAAGCCAAGCUUGAUUCCAAGGCCGCCAUCCGGGCAAAAAAACCCGGGCACGAGAAAACGCCCAGUUCGUGGAACUCUUCUAAACCUGCUUCAUGUAGAAGGAAAACAAGAAGGUUCAAAGAAAGGUUUGAGGCCUUCCCCGCCAACAAUGGCAGCCCUAAACAACUGCUCUGAGAAAAAACGACAGACAGUUCCUGAAAUAAGGCCAUCGCGCCCAAAGAAUACGGUACAAGGAUGCUUUGCACCUUCGACAACUAAAGAUACAUCAUUCCAAAGCCGAAUUCAAAGACGCGCAAAUUCCAAAAGUGGUACGGAAAUGUGCCAAAAAAGGGACCUGCUGUCUACAUUCAGUAGUGCCAUUCCCAUUCCUCAAAGAUAUGCUGCUCUCGUCACUCCGAGGCUCGUCAAGAAAGCACCGUCAUCACUCAAAGACACACCAGCUGUGGCACCAUCUUAUACAAAGUCUGUGUCACAUCAUGUUAAGAAUAGCAAGGAAAAUAGCAAAGAAAAGCAAGAGGUUACCAACGACAAAAGACCUGUGGUAUCACCUCAGCAAAUCAUCGCACGAUCCAAACCCAUGCGUACUGUAAUGGAACUUGGUGCACCCAAGGUUCAGACCCCCAAGCCUGUUGAUCUUUCACCAAUAUACGGCAAAUUAAGCUCAAAGCUGAAGAAAGUUACACCAACAGCUGGCAAAGGCUUGCUGGAUGUUUUACCCAGCAGACACCUGGCUCCCAGACCACCUGUCACGCAAUUGCAACCUUUCACACAACUGUCACGAUCACACAAAUGCAUAGGAUUCACACCAGCCAGUCACAGAAUCAAGCUGGAAGUACCCGCAGUGCGUGCUGUCAUGCGUGUGCUAGAGGGGAUAUACAAGGACUUGCAGCAAGUAAGAAGUGAGGGAAGCAAUGCAAGCAUCCAGGAGGAUCUAACCAAGAAGCCUUGUGCCUCCAAUCCUGUCACCUACGUGCAGGAGCUUGGUACAGCCAUGGUUGAUAUUGUGGCCAAAACACACAAAGACCUAAAGGACACCUGCAUUGCUAAAGAGAAGCUGCAGCAUGACGCAGAGUCCAUGAUUAUUGAUUAUGAGGAUCAGUUAAGUAAGAAGCGAUCAGAAACCAAGGCGCUAGUACAGACCAUGCAGGGUCUUCAGGAUGAGCUUGAAGAGACCAAGUCGGAUUUUAAGUCCCUUGAGACAUUAACCCUGAGUCUGAACAACGCUAAUGAAAAACUUGAGACCCAGACUUUUGCGCAGGAGAAGGAGCUUGAACGCAACCGACUGGGAUUGGUGUGCAAGGCUCGAGAGCUGGAAAACCUCAGGUGCGAGAUCAAGCGACGCGAUCUGCGAUCAAGCGAGCUGUUGAAUGAGUACAUGGCUGUGUCAAAAGAGAAAAACUCCCUGCUUAUGGGCUUGGGACAGCUACGAAACGAGCUCGAAGAGUCGGACGCUAAGCGGACUCAGCUACAACUUGAGAACCAAAAGCUUGAGGAAGCUGUUGAUGAAUUGAAGAGAGAACUUGAAGCGUACGCGAACAGUACAGAAAAACGGGAUAACAUCUGCGGGAACCAGGACCUUUCAGAGGGGAUCCACCCAACUGCACGUGUGGCUUGUCCUCCGACAGAGACGGAAGAGAAGAGUGCUAAGGAGGCAUUGUCCGAUAUACAAGAGGAGUCGGAGAUGGCGGAAGCAGCACUUCCAUAUCCUACACUUAAAAUGGCGCAACCAGAAACUCUGAUAGAUGCUCUGUUCCGGAUUAACACUCUGGAGUUGCAGAUUAUGGAGAGGAAUAGCCAGGUUAAGAACUUUGCUGAGAUAGUUGAUGCCCUGAAAAACAAGUGCUGUGAUCUGGAAAGAGAGCGCUUUGAGAACUUGACAAAGCUGCAAGCUAUGCGCUUGGAAAGCAUUCAGGAGGCCAAACAAAUGCAGGUGAUGGAGGAGAAACUGCAGGAUAAGGAAGCCAUGAUUGAGGAGCAGAAGAAGACAAUGGAUGAACUCAGCCAGAAAUACACCAGCGUCUUACGGGAGCACAUCGCCACGAGUGAUCAAUUCGCCGAGAAAGAGAAACAGAUAAACACGAUGUUCCGGCGUGCUGUGGACCAAACUCGUGACAUGAGUGUCCUGAUAAGACAGCAGUCCGAAACGGUGGCUGAGUUGACACAGAUGAGGGACAGACUUCUUAAGGAAAAUACCAGGCUGAGGAGUAUGCUGCACGGCAAGUAUGUCAAGGAUGGAAAUCUAGAGGAAGUACCUAAGGGUAAUGCGGCAGCUUGCCGCGAUAAUGAAGACCCUAUUUCAAGAGCAACCCUCCGUAACCCGCCGAGGAAGGUACACUUUUUCAACAACGAUGAUGUCGCCAUGCGUGACAUCAAGCUUGGAGAGAAUGACGCCAUGGUGCUUGUGGUCCAUGGAGAUGGACCCCUGGUCUGUGGAGCAGCAGAAGACGCUGGAAUCCCACGUAAGCCAUCUGUACCCGACCUUGUGCCGUGCCUUGUCAGCAGUGACGAUGGGGAUGACGAUGCAAUGAAUCUGCGGCAUGAGAUCAUCCGGAGGAGAGUCUCGGGUCAGAUCGUACGAUUUAAGAGAAAGCCACUGGAGAAGAAAGCCAAGAAGUGGAGCCUUGCAAGACAGGCUUUUGUGAAAAGGAGGCCACUCGCUCCGAUCAAGGAAUAUCCGCUGGAAGCCUCCCUAAAUGAUAUCGAGGAGAGUAAGAGUGCGAUCCAUAAAGAUGCGACUCAGUCCAGUCUGUUGCCUGAACUCGAUUACCAAGAGAGAGAAGCUGUCGAUGGCGGGAGUGCCGAAGAGGAGGUUGUCUUUGCUGUGGGAGUCAAUGGAACAGAUACCGGCAAUGGCGAGGACGCCGUCGCUGAGGAAAUAUAUGUCGCUGACAAUGGCGGCGUCGCUGAGGAAAUAGAUGCCGAUGAAGUAGAUGUCUGCGCUGAAGAUGCCGUCUCCUCUGAGGAAGUUGAUGCCAAUGAAUUAGAUGCCGUUGUAAUAGACGUCGGUGCUGACGAUGGCGUCGUCGUUGAGGACGUUGAUGCCGAUGAAGUAGAUGUCGGUGUUGACGAUGUCGUCGUCGCAGAGGAAGUAGAUGUCGAUGAAGUAGAUGUCGGUGCUGACGAUGGCGUCGUCGUUGAGGAAGUUGAUGCCGAUGAAGUAGGUGUUGGUGCCGGCGAUGGCGUCGGAGGUAGCGUUGGUGAGGGUGCCACUGCGAUGCAAGUGGAAGCCGACGAAAAACUUGGCGUGCCAAGGGAACAGUUCAAGACUCAGUUCUCGGAAAUGAACCUACAUGCCUUGAGGGUGCUGGCGGACUCCCCUGCAUCGAAAUACAGGGAGUCUUAAGCAAGAGCAGACGCAGUAUUGCCGCGACAGUGCAUGCCACAUAAUUUGUAAUUCCAGUAAAAAUAAUGAAUUCUUAAACCCAAUACGGAGGGAAGUCUGGGAUAAAAUCCCUUGCUCCCGGAAUUAUUUCCUCUGACGGGGUAUAAUUUCGUAAAAUCACAAGCAAAAUUGCUUUGACUCGUUCCUGAAGUCAUAUCUAUGCACAGUCAUAGUUAAGAUCGAAACUUGGAAAUAGUUGUAAAUAGAUAUAAUAUUGUAGUGUAAGAUAAAUACAAAUUAUUCGUA
Nematostella vectensis (starlet sea anemone) is the source of this 3923-nucleotide messenger RNA. Its product is annotated as centromere protein F. Gene Ontology annotation, cellular component: condensin complex; chromatin; condensed chromosome. Lineage: Eukaryota; Metazoa; Cnidaria; Anthozoa; Actiniaria; Edwardsiidae. Gene Ontology annotation, biological process: mitotic chromosome condensation. The coding region runs from base 141 to 3638 and encodes 1165 amino acids. The transcript has 8 exons. Gene Ontology annotation, molecular function: chromatin binding. The record is from RefSeq and is a predicted model, not a curated record.